AAUAACUGAAUUCACAAAACAAUUCACUAAUCAUUAGUUUACUUCAAAAACAACCAAAAAGUUUUGCGCAAACUUUUGCGGACAUCAGUGUCGGUGACAAAGACAUCGGCCGCGAAGACAUCGGACACCGACUGCCGGCUGAGCGAGUGAUUGAAGACCUAAUUGUCUGGAGACAUGUCGACCACCACUGCGUCGACCGGCGAGGAUGUGUUGGCCACCAAUGGGCUGACGCUUGUGGUUAAGUGGAGUUCCCAGGAGUACACCAUCGACUCGGUCACCACCGAUGACACGGUUUGCGACUUCAAGAACGCUAUCUAUAAGAAGACUGGUGUGAAGCCCGAGCGCCAGAAGCUCAUGGGUCUGAAAGCCGCCGGAAAGCCAGUGACGGACGACACGCCACUGUCUAAAGUGGACAUCAGAUCCAAUAUGAAGAUUAUGAUGAUUGGCAGCAAAGAGGAGGACAUCGCCGGCGUCGACCUCUCGCCGCAAGACAUACCGCAAGUGGUGAACGACUUCGACAUCGGCGAUGAGGUGGAGAUGGGAAACAUUCCCAUUCAGAAUAGGGAA
This is a messenger RNA of Oppiella nova, 567 nucleotides long. Lineage: Eukaryota; Metazoa; Arthropoda; Arachnida; Sarcoptiformes; Oppiidae. The record is from the annotation of a GenBank genome assembly.